Messenger RNA from Vitis riparia (riverbank grape), 1635 nucleotides. RefSeq lists its product as uncharacterized. The transcript is spliced from 5 exons. The record is from RefSeq and is a predicted model, not a curated record. NCBI's taxonomy places the organism in Eukaryota, Viridiplantae, Streptophyta, Magnoliopsida, Vitales, Vitaceae. Bases 1 to 1635 code for a protein of 544 amino acids.
AUGGGGACAUUGCAGAGUGGGAGUGGUAGUGGUAAUGAAAGUGGUAGUGGGAGUGAAAAUGGGAGUGGGGAACCUAUACCUAGGGGACCCAUGGAUAAAUUCACAAUUUCACAACCUAGACAAAUGAAUGAUCCUUAUUGGGUUCCUAUGGUUGAUGCAAUUGCAAAUUUUGGGCUCGGGUUUAAGCCUCCAUCUAUGCAUGAAUUGAGGACAUGGAUUUUGAAAGAAGAGAUGAAUGAUAUAAAUAUCAUAAUGGAAGAGCACAAAAAAGCUUGGAAGCAAUAUGGAUGCUCAAUUAUGUUAGAUAGUUGGACAGAUGGAAAGAGUAGAUGUCUUAUAAAUUUUUUGGUAAAUAGUCCUAUUGGCACAUGGUUUUUGAAAUCAAUUGAUGCAUCUGAUACGAUAAAAAAUGAAGAAUUGAUGUUCAAGCAUCUUGAUGAGGUGGUUGAAGAAAUUGGAGAGAAGAAUGUUGUGCAAGUUAUUAUUGAUAAUGCAUCUAAUUAUGUGAAUGUUGGAAUGAGGCUUAUGGAAAAGAGGAGAAGAUUGUGGUGGACUCCUUGUGCUGCUCAUUGCAUAGAUUUGAUGUUGGAGGAUGUUAGGAAGCGAAAUGUUCAUACUAAUACACUUUUGCGAGCUAGACAAGUGGUGAAGUUCAUAUAUGGGUAUACUUGGGUUCUUAGCUUGAUGACAACAUUUACAAAAAAUCAUGAACUCAUUCGUCCAGCAAUUACACGGUUUGCUACUACAUUUCUUACUCUCCAAAGUCUUUAUAAGCAAAAACAAGCUCUUAUAGCAAUGUUCUCAUCUGAAAAAUGGUGUUCUAGUACAUGGGCCAAAAAGGUAGAAGGUGUAAAAGCUCGAAGUGCAAUAUUGUUCGAUCCAAAUUUUUGGCCUCAUGUUGCUUUUUGUAUUAAGACCACUAUUCCAUUAGUAAGUGUCUUAAGAGAGGUUGAUUCAAAGGAAAGACCAACCAUGGGUUAUAUUUAUGAUUUGAUGGAUUUAGCCAAGGAGAAAAUUGCAUUUAAUUAUAAGUUCUCUGAUGUGGAUGAGGUGAGGAAGGGAUUAUUUGAAUGCAUGGAUAGGAUGUUGGAUUACCAAGAACGUUUAAAAGCUGACAUUCAGUUGGAUUCAUAUGACCAAGAAUGGAUUCAUACCAAAAAGAGAAAUAGACUCGAACAUAAGAGGUUAAAUGCUCUAGUGUAUGUGAGGUACAACACUAGAUUGAGAGAGCGAAGUCUACAAAGGAAACAAAAUGUUGAUCCAAUUUUGGUAGAUGAGAUUGAUUCAGAUGAUGAGUGGAUUGCGGAGAAAGAAGAUCCCCUCCUCCCGCUUGAUCUUUGUCCGCUUGAAGAUAAUGAACUAUUUAAUGUUGAUGCUAUUAGAAUUGUGUCAUCCCAAAACCAAGAGACUCAAGCGUCAUUAGACAACAUGGUUUCUUCACAUUCCAACAAAAGAAAACAUGAUGAAUUUGCAAGUGAAAGUGGAGGCAAAGGCAAAGGGAAGGAGUUGAAUUUGACACCAAUUCAUGAAGAUGAGGAGUUAGAUGAGUUGGGAGGGUUUGAUUGUGGGAACUUUCCAACUAUUGAUACAUUGGACGAGGAUGAUGAUGACAUUGGAGAGGAUGAUUUAAGUUGA